AUGCGAAGAACAGUCGACCAGUGUCCUGCCGACAUUGUCUUAGCACCAUCUGGGUGCCCCUUGACUGACCUCGAGUACGCCGACGAUGUUGUUAUAUUCGCGGAAAGCAGUACGAAACUUCAACAUGUUGUCAACCUUGUAUCGAAGCUGGCUGCAGCCUAUGGACUACGCCUACGCCCUGAUAAAUGCAAGCAGAUGUGGAUCUCUUCGAGACCACGAACGGGAAUCAGGGUGGACGGACAACCGAUAGAACUCGUCGAUGAGUUCUUUUAUCUAGGCUGUACGCUGAAAAACAACGGCAGCUACGAGAGAUAUGUUCAGCAAAGAUGCGCUAAGGCCACUUCUGCAUUUAACUCCUUAACGAAAUGCCUGUGGUCGACCCCCAUCACCAACGAAGUCAAGCUGUGA
Necator americanus (New World hookworm) is the source of this 408-nucleotide messenger RNA. RefSeq lists its product as uncharacterized. The record is from RefSeq and is a predicted model, not a curated record. Bases 1 to 408 code for a protein of 135 amino acids. NCBI's taxonomy places the organism in Eukaryota, Metazoa, Nematoda, Chromadorea, Rhabditida, Ancylostomatidae. The transcript has a single exon.